Messenger RNA from Scleropages formosus (Asian bonytongue), 2001 nucleotides. RefSeq names its product leucine rich repeat containing 47 (gene lrrc47). The transcript has 7 exons. Lineage: Eukaryota; Metazoa; Chordata; Actinopteri; Osteoglossiformes; Osteoglossidae. The coding region runs from base 19 to 1737 and encodes 572 amino acids. Gene Ontology annotation, molecular function: protein binding; phenylalanine-tRNA ligase activity; RNA binding. The record is from RefSeq and is a predicted model, not a curated record. Gene Ontology annotation, biological process: phenylalanyl-tRNA aminoacylation.
CUUGCGCGCAUCAUCAUCAUGGACGUGUCCGCGGCUUCUGUGGACCCCUGGACGGAGAUACACAGAGCCGAGUCCGAGAAGAGGCGCGAGCUGGUCCUGCAGGGGCCAAGCGUGGACAGGAGGAUACAGUCAGGGGGUCUGGACCCAACGAUCUACCGGCUGUCCCUUCUGAACUACCUGGAGAUCAGCCAGUGCCCGAGUCUGACGGAGGUGCACGGGGACAUCGGGCGCCUGAGCAACCUCCAGAGCCUGAUCCUGUGCCGCAACAAGCUGGGCUCGCUGCCCCAAGAGCUGGGCGCGCUGAAGGUGCUGCGCGUGCUCGACGUGUCCGCGAACGAGCUACGAUCGCUGCCCGACGAGCUGUCGCAGCUCGGGGAGCUCAACACGCUGAACGCGAGCUGCAAUAGGAUCGAAGCCCUGCCCGGGGGUCUCGGCCGCCUCGCCAAGCUGAGCUCCAUCAACUUCUCGAAGAACGAGGUGCGGCUGCUGCCCGAGGAGCUCUUCUCGCCGGGGCUCGAGCACCUGAGCGCCAUCGUGGCCUCGGAGAACCGCAUCGAGGAGCUGAGCGGGGACGUGCAGCAGCUGCCCGCGCUCAAGACCCUGGACCUCUCCAACAAUAACCUCUCGGACAUCCCGGCUGCCCUGGCUGACUGUUCCAAGCUGAAGGAGAUCAACUUCAAGGGCAACAAGCUGAAGGACAAGCGCCUGGAGAAGAUGGUGAACGGCUGCCAGACCAAGUCUGUGCUGGAGUACCUGCGAGCGGGGGGGAGGGGCAAAGGCAAGGGCAAAGCCCAGGAGCCGGGUGCGAAGGAGGAGAGCGUGAGAGAGAAGAGUAGGAAGAAGAGGGCGGACAGGCAGCAGAAGGAUAAGGAGGACAAGGAAGAUGAUAUGGAGGACGUGAACCAGAUGAUUGUGAAGGUUCUCCACGUGCAAGACAGCGCCUCGGCGUUCACCGUCAAAGUGGUGCCGCAGGUUCGAGACGUCAGGCCCUACAUCGUGUGCUGCAUCAUCAAGGGCAUGAACCUGAAGCCGGGGAAUGCCCUCAAGAGGUUCCUGAUGGCCCAGAUGAAGCUCCAUGAUGAGAUCUGUGAGAAGAGGACGACGGCCACCAUCGCCACCCAUGACCUGCAUCGUCUAAGGGGGCCACUCCUGUAUGACGCCAGACCUCCGAAGAUGUUGAAGAUUGUCCCCCUGGGACGCAAGGAGAUGAGCGCUAUGGAGCUGAUGAGGCAGCUGCAGUUCGAGGCCGCCGAGCAGAGGAAGCAGAAGAAAAGGCAGAACGUGUCGGGUCUCCACAAGUAUUUGCAGCUCCUUGAUGGGAAAGAAAACUACCCUUGUUUGGUUGAUGCAGAGGAUCAUGUCAUCUCCUUUCCACCAAUAACCAACAGUGAAAAGACUAAGAUGAGGAAGACUACAAGCGAACUGCUGUUGGAGGUGACCAGCUCCACUAGUCUACAGAUCUGCAAGGACGUUAUGGAUUCUCUGAUCGUGAAAAUGGCAGAGCUGAACAAAUUCACCUUCGACCACAAGGAGGAAGUCGUGAACGAUGCGGAAUCGGACCUGGCCGAAGAUGAAAAGGUCUCGGACCCGGUCCAGCAGGCCGAUCAAGAACACGGGUCGCCGGAGUUGUUGGUGCAGCAGGUCCGUGUCGUGGACACAGAUGGAAACCUCAGGGUUGUCUAUCCGUCCAGAACAGACCUGAACACUGAUGUGUGCAACCUGAUUGUCAUUCGGUAGCCAGGAGCAAGUCACGUAUUUUAUACUGUAGGUAACAAAAAACUUAUCAGCUUAGAAUAAUAAGGGAAUUAUGAUGUUAGAUUUCGGUAAAAUUUUUGGCUUUACUUCUGCAUUUACUGCCUUUUUCUUCUCACAUGUUGCUUUGUUUACUAAGACAGCUUUAUGACAGAAGCGGAGAUUGUCAAACCCGAUAGAGCAGAAGUUAUUUAUACGGAUUUAAAAAUACUUUAUCACCAUAGAUUUUAACAUUGGUUUUUUUUUUUU